AUGGCUGCCGCCUCCCCUCUGAGAAACCUGGAGGAUGAGGUGCUGUGCUCCAUCUGCCUUGACUACUUGAGAGAGCCAGUGACCAUUGACUGUGGUCAUGUCUUUUGCUAUCACUGCAUCAUUAAGGUCUGUGAAUCUUCUAGGCAGCCAUUAUAUUGUUCUCUCUGCAAGACAGCUUUUAAGAAAGAGAAUAUCCGCCAUGUAUGGCAGAUGGCCAGUUUGGUGGAGAACAUCUGGAGGAUGAAAGUAGAUGAGGAGAGACAACCCAGAGAGGAAAGAUCACCUGAGCAAAGGGCAGAGAAGCUGUGUGGGCGACAUCUGGAGAAGCUGCAUUACUACUGCAAAGAUGACCAGCAGAUUCUGUGUGUGAUGUGUCGGGAGUCUCGGGAGCACAGGCACCAUGCUGCUGUUCUUCUGGAGAAGGCUGCACAGCCUUAUCGGGGUAAAAUCCUAAAUCAUCUGAAGAUUCUGAAGGGAGACAGGGAUAGAAUUCAGAAUUUUCAAUCUACAGGAGAAGAUGAGAUUCAGGCCCUGCUCACAAAAUUCCAGGGCCACAGGCAAGAUAUUGUAACAGUGUUUGAACAGGGCCAUCAGUUCUUGAGAGAAAGGGAACAGUUCCUGUUGGACUUGCUAAUGGAGAUGGAGCAAGAGCUCACAGAAGGGAGGAGCAGCCAUAUAACUAAAGGCUCAGAGGAGGUGGUCCGGCUUGGGACUCUGAUUUCUGAAUUAGAGAAGAAGGUUCGGCAGCCAGCACUGGAACUUUUGCAGGACCCCAGUGACAUAAUAAGCAGGUAUCCCCGGAAGAAGUUCUGGAUUGAAAAGCCCAUCAGUCCUGCAAUCAAAAAGCGAGCAGAAGAAUUUUCUGAUAAAAUUCUUUCAUUAGAGAAAGGCCUGAGAGGAUUCCAUGGAAAAUUGUUGAGGGAUCUGGAAUAUAAAACAAUGAGAAUCGUCCUGAAUUCUCAGACAGCCAAUGGCUACCUCUCAGUGUCUCCAAAUGGGAAAAGUAUGAUAUUCACUGGCUUGUGGAUGAACAAAUACCAACAUGGUCAGCGAUUCGAUCCUGAGCCUGGUGUGCUGGGCAGUAAGGGCUUCACCUGGGGCAAAGUGUACUGGGAAGUGAAAGUGGAUAGGAUCUGGUGGGGAGCAGAGGAGGAAGAAGAAGCAAUGAAAUACAGAGGUGGAGCCAGAGAUGUGUUUGGCAGUAGCUAUCUUGGUGGGUUCAUAGGAAUCACUGAUGGAUAUAGUUCUCCUGGAUACAGAAAUGAGAGCGAAGAGUUGGAGGAAGAAUGGUCUCAGGAAAAUGGAAUAUGGCCGAAAUUCUGCUUGUUGGGGGUGGCAAGAGAGUCAGUGGUGAGAAGAGGGUUCCUGGCCUUCACCCCUGAGGAGGGAUUCUGGACUCUACAGCUAUCUUCAGCAGGGGUCUCUAUAUGUACAAACUCUGAACCUUUCCAGAUACUGUCCUACUGUCCAAGGCAGAUUGGCAUUGCCUUGGAUUAUGAUGGAGGGAAGGUCACCUUUACAAAUGCUAGAACCCAAGAGUUUAUCUAUGAAUUCUCAUCUUCCUUUACUGGGAGAAUUUUUCCUUUUUUGUGGCUUAACUGCAUGAGAUCUAGACUUACACUGAGACCCUGAGAGGAAAUAAUCUGGGCACAGUCCUUUGGUUUUUUCAUUUAUCUCUUUUUCCUCUACAUCAUUCCCAAUUUUCUACUUUGGCUAGACUGACCUGCUGGAUUUCUGAAUCCCUUAGGUGACUGAAACAGUAUGGUAGCCUCAGGAGUAUUCUGCCCUCUCUGCUUUGUUUCUAAAAUGGAACUGAUAAUACUUGAU
Marmota monax (woodchuck) is the source of this 1827-nucleotide messenger RNA. RefSeq names its product tripartite motif-containing protein 26-like. The record is from RefSeq and is a predicted model, not a curated record. Lineage: Eukaryota; Metazoa; Chordata; Mammalia; Rodentia; Sciuridae. The coding region runs from base 1 to 1632 and encodes 543 amino acids. Gene Ontology annotation, molecular function: protein binding; zinc ion binding. The transcript has 7 exons.